UCUGGACGGGAGCCCAUCGCUGUGGUUUGGCAACACAACCAGCACAACAUCUCUUUUCUCAUCUCUUGAAGAAAAAAACAAAACAAAACAAAACAAAAACCAACAGAGAAAAAAAUACCUUGAGAAUAAAGGUAAUGAUUAAUCUAUCAGGCACAAAAAGGAUCGUUUGGGGGAUUUCAGGUUCUAACCUGCUAAUUCAAAUAAACAACUGUGAACAGGAGAUGACAAUUUCACCAGAAGAGGAUUAAGUCACGGGUUCUAAUUGGCACAGUGUUUGUACAGUCAGAGAAGCUCACCAGACAUCUCCAGGAAUCUGUGAGCAGUUGUCAAAACUCCCAUUUUCAUGUGCGAGUGAAGUAGGGACCAGAAGAAGCAGGUAUUGGUGGAGAGUGGUCCUUGGAGAAGACCCAAGAUGCAGCCUGGGAAAGGACGAAAGGGGAAGAGCUUCAAGCAAAGACUGGUCUUGAAGAGCACCUUAGCUAAAGAAACAAUCUCUGAGUUCUUGGGCACCUUUAUAAUGAUCGUCCUUGGAUGUGGCUCUGUUGCCCAAGCUAUCCUCAGUCGUGGACACUUGGGAGGAAUUGUCACUAUCAAUGUUGGAUUUGCAAUGGCAGUUGUAAUGGCCAUUUAUGUGACUGGAGGUGUCUCUGGUGGCCACAUCAACCCAGCUGUGUCUUUUGCAAUGUGUCUCUUUGGACGGAUGAAAUGGUUCAAAUUUCCUUUUUAUGUGGGAGCCCAGUUUUUGGGAGCCUUUGUAGGAGCUGCAGCCCUCUUUGGCAUUUACUAUGAUGGACUUAUGUCCUUUGCUGGUGGAAAAUUGCUCAUCGUGGGAGAAAAUGCAACAGCACACAUUUUUGCGACAUACCCAGCUCCAUAUCUGUCCCUGACAAAUGCAUUUGCAGACCAAGUAGUGGCCACCAUGUUCCUCCUCAUGAUUGUCUUUGCCAUUUUUGACUCCAGAAAUUUGGGAGUCCCCAAAGGCCUAGAACCCAUUGCCAUCGGCCUCCUGAUUAUUGUCAUUUCUUCCUCCUUGGGAUUGAACAGUGGUUGUGCCAUGAACCCAGCUCGAGACCUGAGUCCCAGGCUUUUCACUGCUUUGGCAGGAUGGGGGUUUGAGGUCUUCACAGCUGGAAAUAACUUCUGGUGGAUUCCUGUAGUGGGCCCUUUGGUUGGUGCUGUCAUUGGAGGCCUCAUCUAUGUGCUUGUCAUUGAAAUCCACCACCCAGACCCUGACCCAGACUUCGAGACAGAACAAACUGAAGACAAAACAGAUAAAUAUGAACUUAGUGUGAUAAUGUAGUAGUGUGCUCAGUUCUGGGUUUGCAAUUGGCUGAACUAGUAUUCUCUUCAGAAAAGACGGCAUCCAGGCAUCUGUGUUUUCAUAAGACUAGGAUGGAAUCCAUCCAAUUUUCUCUGCUAGCCGUGUGAGGCACCUAACUGUAAAAGCAUCCAAGUAAAAGCUUGCAAAUGCCGACCUCUUCUCCACCAGCUUCCCCCAGAAUAGCACUGAAUAUUCCCUGCUCUGUUUAUUUUAUCCUUUGAUGGGAAUCUUUAUUAGUGGAUGAGCACUAAUCACUUAGAACUUUGACCAUGGACUUAUUUGGAUGAUCUUAGCUGCAUUACUUGUAUGAAAUGACAUUACAAAAGCCUUGUUUUCAAAUUCCACAAAGAUUACAUUUUGAGUAUCAACCAAAACUAAAUUGAAAGACAAAAUAGUGAUUUCAGUUAAUAUGUCCACGGAUUAGCAUUAACUCUGUAGUUAUGUUGUGCCACUAUCUUUGUAUGAAUACAGAUAUUCCUCAAACCUCGGAAUAAAGGAAACGUAGACUACAGCUGGAAAGCACAGAGGAAGGACAUUGUGGCAUUCAGAAACCUCAGGAGACAAGACAAAUUUGGGAAACCAAAUGGAAUUUUUUAAUGGAAACCAUUUAUCAGAUUAAUCUCUUGCUCUUUGCAUUUUAGAGGGCACCAACUAAUUUCCUUGUCUUUGGUAUAUAAUAACCUAAAAUACAACUGUAACCUCAGUCAUGAAAAAUACAUCACUCUGUAUUUUUAACUCAAAUGUAUUUUCCUAAUUGUCCACUUGAGGAUAGACGUUUGAGAAAAGAUGUCAAUGGCUGCACUCAUCCAUUAUUCUUCACAUGCCCUAGAAGUCAAAACUGAAAGCCACUGGAACCUGGACUAGAGCAAUCUUCAGGAUAGAAGGUCCCUGGAAAGAUAGCAUUACCUUAUUGGGCUUUACAACUCACAAAACACUUCCAUAUUUAUUAUCUAAUUUAAUUCUCAUGGUGAUUGUUUGAGGUAUAUGCCAUGCUUCCCAUUUUCUCAGAUAAAGAAACAGAAGCUCAGGGAAGUUAAGUGAGUUGCCGAAGGCCACAAGGAAAAUUGAGCCUUGUCUAAUGCAUCCUACACCUUUCUGAAGAUCAAUAACUGGCCAAGAUUCUUGGCUAGCCAGAAGACAUGGAUUGGCAGUUGCCAGAAUGUGCACAUCUUCUGGACAUAAUGUUCCUGGGAUCCUAAAAUAUAAAGACCUUCAUCAUCUGGUUUUAUUUCCACUGUUACUGAAGCACUAACAAAGGAAAGAGGUAGCAAUUUGGUUGUACUUUUCAUGUGCUGAAAAACGUUAUCAGAAGGCCUCUCUUGCUUGCACUUGCUAAAUCUUGCUCCUCUUCCCCCUCCUUCCUUCCCUGCCAAUCACAAACAUUACAUUUGGGGAAUUUCCUGUUGGUCAGGCUCUUCCCUGUGAAGUGCUCUAAUUGAUGUUGCUUUGGUGACAAAUUUACACAAGCUUGUAACUCACAAGCACCAGAGAAAUUGCCCUACACCAAGUGAUUCAUUCUCAAACUGUUAAAAAGCCCAGCCUUCCCAGAGGUAUCCACUUUCCCAAUUGCUUUGUGAUGAUCGCAGAACAAAAAGUAAAUGUGAAAUGUUUCCAGUGGCCUAUGUUCUACCAUCUACCAACCUGGAAUUUUUUUUUCCUUGCUCUGAAACUACCUGGAUAUUUCCUCUUUGAAAUAAAAUUAGUGUUUUUUUUUUUUAAGUUUUUAGGAGUAUUAUGACUUCUAAGUACAUAUGUUCAUCCUGUCUACAAAUUGAGAACUCCUGGGGAGCUUUUAAAAACUACUAAUACCCAGUUAUUCUUUUGUAAAUAUCACAGUGAUUCAAAUGCAUAGCCAGGGUUGAGAACAUUGAGUUAGUUAAAUUAUAUGUGUCUAAGCUUUCUUUGAGAACCAUGUCUGGAGGUGGCCAGGUGAUUCCUGGUAGCAUUCACAGGCUUGGGAUCCUCAGAGAUUUGAAAGCAGUGGUUCUCAAUAGGGGGCAGUUUUGCCCCCUGUCCAUUCCCUUCCACCACCCCCUGCAAGGGGAUAUUUGGCAAUGUCUGGAGAGGUUUUUGGUUGUCAUAAUUGGGGCAGGAGAGUUACUGGCAUCUAGAGGAUAGAAGUCAGCAUGCUGCUAAACAUCCUACAAAGGACAAGACAGCCCCAGCCCACCCCCCACAAUAAAGAAUUAUUCAGCCCCAAAUGGCAAUAAUGCAGAGGUUAAGAGACCCUGGAUUUGGAAAAAAAAGUGAGGUGAGGAAUAAGAGAAGACACCAAAACCCUGUGCCCUGGUUCAAGUUCUGCAAAAACAGAGAUGCCAAACAAGUCAGGAACAGCCCCAGGGUAGAUUAUAAUUAUUAGAGGAAGAGGCAACGUAAAAUUUUAGUUUUCAGGUUAAAUUGUGUAAUUUAUGAUCUAUGCAGGUGCUCAUUAAACACUACUUGGUGAUUAAUGACUGAAAUUAUAAAGAAGAAAUGCACACUUAUGGAAAUCAACCCCAGGAAGGCUUUUUUUUUUUAAUGGAAAAAAAAGGUCCUCUUGUUCUAGGUGCUCACAUUUUCUCUCUGCCCCAGUUUACAAGUGAGUUUGCCUGUGGCAGGUUCUUAUGCAAGAUAAUGUCUUUUUGGUUGAAUGAUCAGUAUCAGAAGUCAAUUAGAGCCAAAUAACCUAUUUUUUAAAUAGACCUUUUAGGAGCUGGAAUUUUAACAUCCUCCACCCUCCUUGUCAAUCAUGAAACUUAAUAGAAAGUAUUUAUUUUAAUGACAAACAGAAUUUCUCUAUGAUUCUCCAACUUGUUGAGAUCUCAAAGCAUGUCAAAUAUUGUAGGACUUUUUUUUUUAAGUUUAUUUAUUGGUAGGGAGAGGCAGAGAGACAAGGAGAGAGAGAAUCCCAAGCAGGCUCUGCACUGUCAUCACAGAGCCCAAUGCGGAGUAUGAACCCACAAACCAUGAGUUCAUGACCUGAGCCGAAACCAAGAGUCAGACGCUUAACCUAGUGAGCCAUCAAGGCACCCCAGACUUUUCUAACUAGUAAGAACCAAGGUUAAUACUCAGCUGUUGAACAGGAUAAGCAAAGGAUAAAUGUCACAUUUAAAAAUCUGAUCCUUAAGAUAUAAAUUAUUAUUUCCUUUAAGUUGUUUACACACACACACACACACACACACACACACACACACGUCUUAUAUAAAUGUUGUAGAAUUUUUUUUUACCUCAAUACCCGGGGUUUGUUGUCUUGCCACUUCAAAAAAUGAAGAAGUGGACACAAAAUGAGCAGCAGGCAGAAGUUUAUUAGAGUAUAAGACCAGAAAAGAAUAGUAUGAAAGCUCUCGUUACAGAGAGGGGGCAUUCAAAAGCUAAUGCCUGCAACUAUAGGUAAGGGUCCUUGUUUUAUAAGGUUCUGGUCAGCACCCAUGUCCCUUCCCCCCUCAUUCUUUCCCUUACUGGCUAGACAACUUUAGGUGCUGGGUUGUCAAUUCCUAAUUGGUUCGACUCCAUUGUGUGAGGAGUCAGACUGGUCAUACUGUCUUAAAUAACACAAGUUUUAUGGUUUAGCUAGGUAUUUUUAUUGUCAACACAUUAUACCAGAUGUACUAAACAGAUAGAUACAGACCAUUCCAUCCAAAAGCAAUAGAACAUACAUUCUUCUCAAGGGCACAUGGAAGAUUUUCCAGGUUAGAUCAUGUGGUAGGCCACAAAAUAAGUCUUAACAAAUUUAAGAGGAUUGAAAUUGUAUCAGGCAUCUUUCUGAUCACAAUGGUAUGAAACUAGAAAUGAAUUACAUGAGGAAUACUGGGAAAUCCACCAAUAUGUGGAGACUAAACAACAUGCUACUGAACAACCAGUGGGUCAAAGAAGAAAUCAAAACAGAAAUGAAAAAAUACCAUGGGGGUAAAUAUAAAUGGAAAUAUACCAAAAUUUGUGGGAUGAAGCAAAAGCAGUUACAAGUGAGAAGUUCAUAGUGAGCCUAAAAUGUAUAUGCGAAUGAAAAGGCACUAGAAGACCCAAAACAAAUGAAAAAAGGAACAAAAUUGGAGGACUUAUACUCUCUGAUUUCAGUACUUUCUAUACAGCCAGGGACAGUGUGCUAUUAACAGAGCAUGUCCCUAAGGAGGGACAAAUAGAUUAAUGAAACAAAAUAGAGAAUACAGACUUUGAUCCACAUUUAUGCGGUAAAUUGAUUUUCAGUAAAGGAGUCCAUGUAAUCCUAUAGAGAAAGGACACAGGUUUCAAAAAAUAGUAAUGAAUAAAGGAAUAGAAAAAAAGGAAAUCUUGACUCCUACUUCAUAGUAACAUAAUACACAAACAUUAAUUCAAGAUGGAUCGUAGGCUAAAGCUUCUAGAGGAAAACAUGGGAGGAUAUAUUUACAAAUUUAGGAUUAGAAGAAUUCUUGUAAAAGAAUAUAAAACAAUAAAAAUAGGUUAAUCAGACUUCUGCAAAAUGUAAAACCUCUACCCAUUAAAAGGUACCAUUAAGAAAAUGAAUGUGCAAGCCACAGACUGGGAAAAAAUAUUUGUAAUACAUAUACUUAACAAAGAACUUGUACCCAGAGUAUCUAAAGUACUCCUUCAACUCAAUAAAAAAGACAAACAGAUGUUUUUUAAAUGAGCUAAGGACUUAAAUAGACACUUUAUUAAGGAAUAUAUAUGAAUGGCCAAUAAGAAUAUGAAUGAAGUUCAAAUUAAAAUCACAAUAAUGUAUUAAAUUACAGGCACUAAAAUGGCUAAUUCCAAAAUAGACUUAGUAACAGUAGCUGAACUCAUAUUAUCAGUGGAAGUGUAAAAUGGUACUACUCUGUAAAAGUGUUUUUUUAUAAAAUUAAGCAUACAUAUAUUCCAUGACCGUGCAUUUUACUCUCAAGUAUUGACCCAAGUAAAACAAAAUAUGUCUUCCAAAAAGCCUUAUACAAGAAUGUUCAUAGCAUCGUUAUUCAUUAUAGCCCUCAUUUGGAAAAAAUCCAAAUGCCCAUCAAUAAGAAAAUGGAUAUAUAAUUUGUGGUAUAUUCUUACAAUGAAACAUUACUCAAUAAUCAAAAAUAAUAUGCUAAAGGAGCACUUGGGUAGCAGAGUCAGUUAAAUGUUCAACUCUUGGUUUUGGCUCAGGUCAUGAUCUCACAGUCCAUGAGUUCAAGCGUUGCGUUGGGCUCUGUACUGCCAGUGUGGAGCCUGCUUGGGAUUCUCUCUCCCUCUCUCUCUGCCCCUCCCCCACUCAUACUCUCUCAAAUAAACAAACAAACUUUAAAAAUAACAUGCUAUUAAUACAUGCCAUAACAUGGAUAAAUCUUUAAAACAUGCAGAGUAAAAGAAAUCAGACAUAAAAAGUACAUACUGUAUGGUUCAACUUUUAAUGAGCUCAAGGGCAGGAAAAAGAAAUCAGAGUAUUAUUUGCUGCAGAGGUGGGCAGCAGUAUUGAUUAUAAAAGGACUAGAGAAAAUUUUCUGGAAAUAAAAGUUUUAAAUUUCUUGAUUGGGUUAAAGAUUAUAUAAAUGUAUACACAUGUCAAAACUUACACUGAAAAAUCUGUGCAGUUCACUGUAUGUAAAUAGUACAAGAAAUCUUUAAAAAUAUUAAUAUAUGAUUUCUCAUUUGAAACUAUAAAGGCCACAAGUCAGUGGGAUAGUAAAUUCAAAGUAAUAAAAGAAAAAGACAUCAAUCAAGAAUUCUAUGUCCAGCAAAAAUAUGUCCAGCAAAACUACCCUUUAAAAAAUAAAGGAAAAGUUAAGACUUUGCCAGAAAAACAAAAGCUGAGAGAGUUUGUCACCGAUAGAUCUGCACUGCUUGAAAUACUAAAGGAAAUCUCUCAGGGUGAAAUUAAAGGACAUUAGACAGUAAUCAAAUCCACAUGAGAAAUAGACUGAUAAAAGUAACUACAUAGGUAAAUAUCAAAGGCAGUAGACAUGUCUUUUGUUUAUAACUUUUUUUCACAUGGCAUAUUUUAAAACAUAACUAUAACACUAUAAUUACAUGGUUCUAUUGAUAGUUUUAUAAUGUAUAAGUAUGUAAUUUGUGUGACAACAGCAUGAAGUGAGGAGGGAAUGAAGCUGUAUAGGAGCUAGGGUUUUUUUACAAUAUUGAAAUCAAGUGGCUAUUUAUCAGAACUAGGUUGUUAUAAAUUAAUAAAUUUAUUGUAAUUUCCAGGACAGCCACUAAGACAAUAACUCAAAAAAUAGUAAAAGAGACAAAAGAAUGAAAAUACUGAACUACAAAAUAUGUUUAACACAAAAGCAGGCAAUAAUGGAGGAAUAAAAAAAUAAAAAUACAUAAGACAUAUAGAAAACAAAUAACAAAAUAGCAAUUGUAAAUUCUACCUUAUUAAUGAUUACAUUAAAUGUAAAUAGAUUAAACACUUCAGUGAGAAGAUGGAGAUUGGCAGAAUCAAUCUGAAAAUAUCAUCUAAUUUUAUACUGUCUACAAAAGAUGCACUUUAUACUGAAAGUCAAACAUAGGUUGAAAGUAAAAUGAUGGAAAAGGAUACACACCAUGCAAAUGGUAAUCAAAAGAGAAGUGUCUACUAAUAUCAGAAAAAUAGGUAUUAAUGAAAAACUGUUACUAGAAACCAAGAGAACAUUUAAAAAUGAUAAAAGAGUGCAUCAAGAAGACCUAAGGAGUGUAAACAUACAUGUACUUGAAAAUAGAGUUCCAAAAUACAUGAAGCAGGACAAGUCUCCAGGACAGACUAUAAGUAGGCCAACAAAUCCCAAUAAAUUUAAAAGGAUUGAAAUCAUACAGCAGUGCCUGAUUGGCUCCAUCAGUUAAGUGUUGGAUUCUUGAUUUCGGCUCAGGUCAUGAUCUCAAGGUCCUGAGAUCAAGCUCCAUGUGGGGCUCUAGACUGAGUGUGGAGCUUGCUUGGGAUUGUCUCUCUCCUUCUUUCUCUGCCCCUCUCUUGCUUACACUCUCUCUCAAAAUAAAUAAAUAAACAUUUUAAAAAGGCAGUGAAAUCAUACAAUAUAUGUUCUCUGACCACAAUGAAAUGAAAAAUCAAUAGCUACGAAAUUUGGGAAAUUCACUAGUACAUGUAAAUUAAACAACCACUAUUAAAUAAUCAAUGGGUCAAGGAAGAAAUCCAAAGAAAAUUAGAAAAUACAUUGAGAUGAAUGAAAAUGAAAACAUAACAUAUGGAAAUUUAUGGGAUGCAGUGAAAGCAAUGCUCAAAGGAAGAUUUAUAGCUAUAAAUGCAUAUGUUAAAAGAAAAAAAACUCCAAUCAACAACCUAGUCUUCUGCCUUAAGACACUGAAAAAGAAGAUCAAACUAAAUUCGGAACAAUUUUAACUAUACUGGAAUAAAAAAAAACACCUUAAGAGCAAUCAAAAGGAAUGAAAUAAUAAGGAUUAAAGUAGGAAUGAGUGAAAUAGGAAACAGGAAAACAGGGGUGCCUCUCUGGCUCAGUCAGAAAAGCAUAUGACUCUUGAUCUCAGGGUCAUGAGUUCAAGCCCCACAUUGGGUACAGAGAUUACCUAAAUAAAUAAAAACUUUCAAAACAAAAAGGAAACAGAAAAACAAUAGGGAAAAUUAACAAAAUGAAAAAAUGGGCUCUUUAAAAAAUCAACAAAAUGGACAAGACUUCAGCUAGAUUAACCAAGAAAAAAGGAAUACGAUUCAAAUUACUAAAAUCAGGAAUGAAAGAAGGAACAUAACUACUGAACCUACAGAAAUAAAAAUAUUUAUAAAGGAAUACUAUGAACUUCUAUAUACCAACAAAUUAGAUAACUUUGAAAAAAAAUUUCCUGAGAAGGACAAAAAGCAUUCAAACUAACUCAAGAAGAAAUAGAAAAUCUGAACAUACCUGUAAUGAAAAGAUUAAAUUGAUAAUCAAAAGACCUCCCACAAAGAAAAACCCAAAACUAGAUGGCUUGUCAGGUGAAUUCCACGUCACAUUUAAAGAAGAAUUGGUACAAAUUCUUCACAAACUCUUCCAAAAAAUGCAAGAGGAGAAAACACCGCUCAACUCAUUCUAUGAGACCAGAAUUAUCCUGAUACCAAAAUUACACAAAGAUAUUACAAUAAAACUACAGACUAAAAUCUUUUAUAAGUAUUGAUGCAAAAAUACUCAAGAAAAUACUAGCAAACUGAAUCCAGCAACAUAUAAAAAGAAUUAUAUUCCAUGAUCACAGAGAUUUAUCCUAAGGAUGUAAGAUUGGAUCAAUGUAUGAAAAACAGUCAGUGUAAUAAGCCAUAAUAGAAUAAAAGGCAAAAAUGACGUGAUCAUUUUAGUAGAAGCCGAAAAAUCAAUUGACACAAAUCUAAAACAUUUUUAUAAUAAGAACACUCAAUAAAUUAGUGAUAGGAGGGAGUUUCUUUAACCUGAUAAAGGACAUCUACAACAAACACACACCAACAUCAUACUUAAUGAUGGAAGACUGAAAUCUUUCCCCCUAAGAUCAGGAACAAGAUAAGUUAUGUCUACUCAGAUACUUCAACAUUUUACUUGAAAUCCUAGCCAGUACAAUUAGGCAAGAAAAAGAAGUAAAAGACAUCAGAUUGGAAAAGAAGAGGUAAAACUGUGUUUAUUUCCAGAUGACAGAAUCAUGUAUGUAGAAAAUCCUAAGGAUUACACAUACACACACACACACACACACACACACACACACACACACACACAAAUACUACUGGAUAUCAUGGGCCUGGGUGGCUCAGUUAAGCCUCUGACUUCAGCUCAGGUCACAAUCUCACAGUUCAUGAGUUCAAGCCCCAUGUCAGGCUCUGUACUGACAGCUCAGAGCCUGGAGCCUGCUUCAGAUUCUGUGUCUCCCUCUCUCUCAGCCCCUCCCCUGCUCAUAUUCUGUCUCUCUCUGUCUCUCAAAAAUAAAUAAACAUUAAAAAUUUUUUAAAUUAAAAAACACUAUUGGAUAUAAUAAAUAAGUUCAGCAAAGGUGUAGGAUAAAAGAUCAAGAAUCCAAAAUCAGCUUUAUGUCUAUACACUAGCAACAAACCAUCUGAAAUGAAAUUAUAAAACAAUUCCAUUUAUAAUAGUAUCAAAAAGGAUAAAAUUUACAAAUAAAUUUAACAAAAUGCUUUCAAGCUUUGUACACUGAAAACUGUAAAACAUUGUGAGAAGGAGAUGUGACUGUAGAAGAAAGAGGAAGUGAGAGAAUAUCAUGAGAAGGACUUGGCCUACCAUUGUUGGCUUUGAAGAUGGACAAGCAUGUGAUGAAUCAAGGAAUGAGGGUGGCCUCUGGUAGCUAAAAAAGAAAAUAGAUUAUUCCCUGGAGCAUCCAGGAAGGAAUGCAAUCCUGAUUUGAUUUCGGUGAAUCCAUGUGGGAUUUCUGGCCUAUGGAACUGUAAAAUAACAAAAUUGUGUUGUUUGAAGCCACUAUGUGCCAAUUUGUUAUACAUGCCAUAGAAAACUAAUACUAAUGGUAACACUGUCAAACACUCCCGAAACAAUCUUGAAAAAAACAAAGUUGAAGGACUUACACUGCAUGAUUUUACAACUUAGUACAAAGCUGAAGUAAUCAGGACAGUAUGGAUAAGGAUAGACAUAGAACAAUGGAAUAGAAUUGAAAGCCCAGGAACAAACCUUCACACUUAUAGUCAAUCCAUUUUCAACAAAAGUUCCAAGACAAUUCAAUGGAGAAAUAAGUUUCUUUCAACAAAUGAUAGUGAAACAACUGGAUAUACACCUGCAAAGGAAAGAAUUUAGAUCCACGUCUUACAACAUAUACAAAAAUUAAUCCAUUAUGAAUCAAAGACUCUAAAUGUAAAAGUUAAAACUAUUGAACUCCUAAAGGAAAACAUAGGCCUAUAUCUUUAUGACCUUGGAUUAGACAAUGGGUUACACCAAAAGCAUAAACAACAAAAGAAAAAAAAUAGACUGGACUUCAUCAAAAUUAACUUGUGUUUCAAAGGACACCAUCAAGAAAGUGAAAAGACAGUCUAUAGAAUAGGUGAAAAUAUUUGCACAUCAUACAUCUGAUAAGGAACUUAUGUCCAUAAUAUAUAAAAAAUUAACAGAAAUCAAUAAUAAAAGGACAAAUAACUAAUUUAAAAGCAGACAAAGGAUUUAAAUAUACAUUUCUACAAAGAAGAUAUAUAAAUGGCCAAUAAGCACAUAGAAUACAUAGAAAGCCCAAUAAACACAUAGAAAUAUGCUCAAAAUAAUUAAUCAUUAGGGAGAUUCAAAUCAAAACCACAAUGAGAUACUGCUUCCCACCUACUUGAAUGGCUAGACAACAACAAGUGUUGGUUAGGAUGUCUGGAUACUGGACCCUUCAUAUAUUGCUGGUGGAAAUGUAAAAUGACACGUUUGCUUCAGAAAAAGUUCCUCAGUGAUUAAGGAGAGUUACCAUAUGACAUAGCAAGUCCACUCUUAGGUCCAUAUUCAAGAGAAUUGAAAAUAUUUACACAAAAAUGUCUACACAAAAACUUGCACAUGAAUGUUCAUAGACACUUACUCAUUACACCAAAUAGCAGCACAAACAUCCAUCAACUGAUCAGUGGAAAAAUAAAAUGUGGUAUGUCCAUACAAUUGAAUAUUAUUCAGCCAUAAAAGGCAUGAAGUACUGAUGCAUGCUACAACAUGGAUGACCAUUGAAAACAAUUUGCUAAGUGAGAGAAACCAGACACAAAAGACCACACAUAAUAUGAUUCUAUGUAUACAAAAUGUCCAGAACAGGAAAAUCUAUAGAGUCAGACAGUAGGGUUUUCAGGACCUGGUUGCCAUGGUCUGGAGGAAGAGGAAAUGGAGAGUGAUUGCAAAUAUAUACCAGAUUUCUUUUGGAAGUGCUACAAAUGUUCUGGAAUUAGAUGCACAACUCUGUGAGUAAUCUAUAACCCCUGAAUGGUAUACCUUAAAAGAGCAAAUUUUACAGGAAACACAUUAUCUCUCAAUAAAAAAGAAUGUUAUGACCAUUUAGAUUAGCUUUUUCUUAAGUAAGCUCUACACCCAACAUGGGGCUUGAACUCAUAACCCCAAGAUCAAGAGUCACAUGCUCUAGCAACUUGGCUAGCCAGGUACCCCUAUCAUGACCAUUUAAAGAACAACCUAGAAGCAUUUAGUUGUAGUAGGUACUUGUAUUCCUGUGAUUCAGCACCUCCCUCCUGUCCCUAUACUUCUGAUAAUCAGAUCCAUAGGGACAUAUGCAUGGGGAUGUUUACUGUGUUGUUUUUGACAGGGAAAUGAAAUGUGGUGGAUGCAUGUUAUCAACCAUCAUGCAGCAGUUAGCAGCAAUGAGCCAGAUGGACAUCUCGCACUUUAAAUAGAUCCUAGAAACAGUGUCAAGUUAAAAAAUAAAAAGAGUGAGAACAAGAUCUAUAGUAAGCACUAUUUGUGUAAAUUAAAAAUGCAUAAAUAUAACAUAUUCUUCAAUGAUAUAUGCAAAUGCAAGAAUAUAGCAUCUUAGAAUGGCUACCCUUAGCGGGAGUGAGGACUGGGAUAAAGACUCAGAAUGAAGGGGGAAAAUAAUAAAAUAAAAUAGAAGCAAAGCCAAGGACAUGUGAAUGUUGAUAAUGUGCCGUGACUGAGAAGUGUAAAUAACUCAACUCUCUGCCCUUGAGGUCUAAGGAGAGACAGAGAAGGAAGAGGAUAAGAAAGAAGGACUAGGGAGGAGAGGAGGGCAGAGAGAAGCUAGCUCAAAUACACUCCAAUAUGUUAAGAGAUGUUAUCUCUAGGAGGUGAGGUUUAUUUCCCCAUCUCUUUACUUCUCCACCUCUUUUAAAAACAAUGGGAAGGGAAUAUUUUGUUUUGUUUUGUUUUAAAAGGUUAAGAAAUGGGGGCGCCUGGGUGGCUCAGUCGGUUUGGUAUCUGACUUCAGCUCAGGUCAUGAUCUCACAGUUCAUGGGUUCAAACCCUGUGUCUGGCUCUAUGCUGACAGCUCAGAAUCUGGAUCCUGCUUCAGAUUCUGUGUCUCCCUCUCUCUCUGCCCCUCCCCCAUUCGCCCCACCUCAAAAACAAACAUUAAAAAAAUUUUUAAAAAAGAUUAAGAAAUGGCAAAAGUCUUAGAUAGCUUUUGAGUGACAUUUAAGGGCACCUUGAUGCUGCAGACAGCCAAAGGAUUAUAACCAGUACCAUUCCCUUAGGUUGUUAAAGUGGAUUAAAAAUGACUGCCCUGUGAAGUGUAACCCAUCACUGCCUCUCUCCAUUCUAAUCAGAUCUGUUCUAACAUAAAAUUGACAUAUUGAGUACUCAGAGAGUCACCAGUGACCUGGAUCCCACUCAGCUGUAGUCAAAUAUUAUCAUCCUGCUGAAAGAAAGGUAUCUGAUAGGUUUCUAUCUAGUCUUACAAUAUGGCAAUGUUUCAAAAGUCUCAGAAAUCAGUAAAAGAAAGGCUCUUCAAGAUUUAAUUCAAAACCAGCUGGAAGAACUGGAUAGGAUAAGCAAGUGUCAGGAAUCUUGGAAAUUCUCUUGGAGGACAUCUCAGUAUCUCACUUGGCUCUGUGCUGGGGCAGCGCAGUAAUUACCCCCACCACUGGAUCCACCUAAUCCUACUUACAGAUUCAACUCAGACCUAAGAUCUGAUACCACCAGUUAAAAUUUUUUUUUUAAUUUUUUUGAUGUUUAUUUUUUUUUGAGAGAGGGAGAGAGAGCGAGGGAGCAUGCAAGCAGGGGCAGGGAAGAGAGAGAGAAAGAGAGGGAGACAGAGACACAGAAUCUGAAGCAGCCUCCAGGAUCUGAGUUGUCAGCAUAGAGCCCAACUCAGGGUUCGAAUUCAUAGGCCAUAAGAUCAUGACCUGAGCCGAAACCACACGCUUAACCGACGGAGCCACCCAGGCGCCCUGAUACCACCAGUUUUAGAGGGGAGAUGUAAGGAACCCUGGACUUGAUACUUUUUAGUAUCUCACUAUGUCAGCCUUGCGCCCCAUCCUAUGACUUGGUAUCCAGGUCCUUGCUAUUAUAAUUCUAUUCCAUUUCCCUUUCUGGUGCCCCAGUUCCCUCAUGACUAGAGUGCUCUCUUGCUUCUCCAAGCCCUGCUCCCUAACCCGCGAGCAAAUGACUUCUUAGUGUUGAGUGGCUUUCUACACACCAUUCUGGCAGAGCUUAAUAACUUCUAGGUCUGGCCUAACCUACUCCUGAGUUGACAGAACUAUGACAGGAUAACAGACCUAUGCAAAAUAUGAAAGAAGCAAAAGAGUGGCUCCAAUGGGUCUGUCUGAUGGAGGUUGGAGCCCCACAUGAGUUGAACCAUGUGAAACAGGUUAGGAACACAAAAGGUAUGAGUUAGAUGCAGGGGCGGGGGACUCAUUUUAAUCACUGUUUUGAGCAGAAAGAAAAAAAAAAGCGAUAGGCCUACAGCUUCGGGCAGAUGGUUAAUGUUAACAGAUGGCAGAUAAAAAGAAGUACUAUUUUUAUUUUUGCUAUAUUCUUCAACACAGUGCCAUAAAACUAGGGAUUGGCAUAUAUUAUUCAAAUUUUCAGAAAAGUGAAAAGAAAGAGGUCAAUUUUAGAAACCGCAGAUUGAGGAACAACUUAUUGUUACGAUAAUAAAACAGGAACAAUAAUGAAAUGCAAGAUGUAUUGAGAAAUCACAAGAGGAGCAUGGUACUAAAUGUUUUCCACACAUGAUCUCAUUUUAAUCAUCACAUAAAACCCCUAAAGAAGGUAUUAUUAUCCUCAUUUGACAGAUGAAACUGAGGCUCAGAGAAGCUGAAUAACUUGAUGUAGCUCACAAUAAAAAGCUAGGAUUUAAACCCAGAUGUGUUUAACUACCAGACCCGUGCAGUUCAGAUUCCAAAACAAGUUGUUUAUGAUUGUGUAGAAAAUAAAGUGGUAUUUGUUAGGAGCCUACAUGAGUUGAUUAACAGCCCAUCAUGCCAGACUAUAUUUAAACCACUUUACUGGAAAGUUAUACCCACAAAGUUCAGGGAAGGCAAAUGCUGUACAAUGUCACUGUAAAGAAUAAAGAAGAAGAAAAACAGCUUGGUGGACAACAGACUAAACAGACUUGUAGCUGGAAUGAUCGUUUCCUAAAAGUGUUGCUCAAACAGUGGAACAAACCUACUCAUCAGGAGGCCUCCAGUGCCCUGCUGAAGGACUCUGAAUUUGCCUAGCCCAGUCAACAAUUUUAUCAGUGAAUUGAAUAAAAUAUGUAUGGCAUGUUUGUCAAAUUGCAGAGGACAAAAGAGAUAAUUAUUAGAUAACAGUGCAAAAAAUUUUUUCUAAAAAUCUCAUCAGGUUGGAAUGUUGAGUCACAGCAGACCAGAUAAAAAUUAUGAAGAAAAAAGAUACAGAAUCUUUUAUUUAGGUCCAUAGUACCUUUAAGGAAGACACUGGAGAGAAGUAGGCACACAGCCAUCCUGUGACAGAUGCUAGAGAUGUUAACUACACAUUCAAUCUGAUGAUAUGAUUGUUAAAUGGAAAAUAAGUCUGGGGCAGUGUUAAUAGUGCCAGGAUAAACAGACACUAUUCUUUCCAUCCUCAGCAUUAGACAUCCAAUUUAGGUUCUGGAAAUAUUUUGUGAGUGGGUUGUUUCAGUUUUCUAUUGGUAUAAAACCACUCAAACUCGGUAGCUUAAUAAAUUUUAUUCUUAUCUCUCAUGAUUCUGUGUGUUGGUUGGUCUCAAUCGUGUGUUUCUUCUCUUGGUUUUGCUCAGAAUCUCUCUUGCAGUUGCUCAGUUGACAGCUGGGGCUGAAGCACUCUGGAGGCCCUUGGGCAGGAACAUUCAAGAUGGCGUCUUCACUCACAGAGCUGACACCUCAGUUCUCCACACGCUAUCUUAUCCUCCCAGGCAUUUCCUCCCCAGCAGGGCAGCUAAACUUUUUACAUGUUGGCUUGUUUCCACGGAGCACAAUGACUCGAAGUGUCAGACUUUCUCAAGGCUUAGGACCAAAACUGACACAGUCACUUCUGCCCAUUCAGUGUAGGUCAAAGAACAGCCAAAAUUCACGAUGGGAGGGACUACAUAAGGACAUAAAUACUAGGAGGAAUCAUUCGUUGGAGCCCAUCUUUGGAGUCCACUGCAGGAAGGCAAUGAAGUUUAUAAUUAAUUUUAUUCUAAAAUUUAUAUAUAAGGUGAUGGGGCACCUGGGUGGCUCAGUUGGUUAAGUGUCCGACCUCAGCUCAGGUCAUCAUCUCACAGUCUGAGAGUGUGAGCCCCACGUCAGGCUCUGUGCUGACAGCUCAGAGCCUGGAGCCUGCUUCAGAUUCUGUGUCUCCCUCUCUCUCUGCCCCUCCCCUGUUCAUGCUCUGUCUCUCUCUGUCUCAAAAAUAUAUAAAAAAAAUUUUUAAAAUUUUAAAAAAUAAAAUAAAAUAAAAUUUAUAUAUAAGGUGAAAGACAAAUACAUUUGGAGAUUUUAGCACAGACAUGAUGUCUUAUAGUUCACAAGAGUUUUCAAAUUUUGGGAGGACUGUGUACAGAAGACAGCUUAAAUAUACCCUGUGUAGCUCCAGCGCACAAAAUUAGGACUGGGGGUAGGUUUCAACUCAACUGCUAUGUAUCCAAUUGUCAAGGGUGUGGAGAGAAGCUUCUGUCUGAACAGGAAAUCAUACUGGAUAGACUCCAAGGCGCCCUUCAACCUCAAAAACUAAGUUUCUAAUUAUACACCUCCUCCUGUUAAUUAUUCCUUGGUAUAUUCCAUCUCCUCAGCCAGAUUUUAAAUUGAAGAAGCUGGACAAAACAAAAUAAAUACAAAUAUUUCUGGACAGCUUCUAGUGUUAGCUCUCCCAGCAGUCAGCUGCCAUAUAAUUUUGGAUAAAUCACUUAAUAUCCCUGGGCCUCAAUUUCUUCUGAAAAAGGAAGGGGUUGAAUUGUAAUUUCCCUCCCAGUACAAAGUGAGGAUAAUAAACAACAACUUUGAUGGAAUUACUUUAAGAAUAAAAUGGCAAUGAAAGUAGAUAAAGUACUUUAGAUAGCAACUGGCCUAUUCUCUGUGCUUAAUAAAUAUUAGCUUUCAUUAUUCCCAUGGUGACAAUGAUGAUGUUUUCUGAUUCUAUGAUUUCCAUGUAUAUAAUAAAAUCUUGAAUCACUUUAGACCUUCACUUCUUUUGCUCUUCUCAGCAGCAAUCAGGAAGUAACUCAUAAUAAUCGCUGGUCUAAGUUUUCUGACCAGGUAACCAGGUUCCCACCAUGACCUUGUAAAGGGCAAACCCUCAAUGAACAGUUGAAUUAAAUUUGAAACGGUUUGGGCAACAAAUGUGUUCUCCUGCUCUAUGUCAGCAGAGGGAGCCAAAGAAAAGGAACAAAUCCUUUCUCUGAUUAGGUACCAAAAAGAGCGAGACAGGUCAGAGGCUUUUAGAGGUAUCCUUAUUCACCCUUCCUACCCUCAUUUUAUAAAUUACGAAACAGGCCAAUGGAGGAAAGGAGAUUUCCCAAGGUUACAAAAUAAUAAGUGGUAAGGUUAUCUGAAAAGCAAGUCUGUCUCAAUCCUGGUUCCUGGGUCUUUGACUCGUGGUCUUUCGUACGCUACUAUAAUUGCUUUCUUGUUCUUCAAGGAAAUUAGCUGCAGAUUAUUCCAACUUCAAUGUUCUCUUUUGCCUCACUUAUCUGAUAGCAUAGUCUUUGGGUUUGAAUCCUGGCUCUGCCUCUUACUAAUUGUGUGACCAUGGGCAAGUUACACAGCCUCUCCAAGAUUCAGAAUCCUAUGGUUUUAAGUGGUUAUAAUAAUUAUACUUCUUUCAAAGGAGAAGCAAAUUAAAUAAUGCAAUAUAAAAUGUCUCGUAAGGCAUUUCAUGCCUUGAGCGCAUGAGGUGACUUAAUAGGUAUAAAUACCCAUUUUUGUCAAAAGAAAUUAUUUUAUCUAAAUGAAUUGAAAACAGAUAAUGUGGGUCUCAAACUCAGAUGCUUACAGAAGCUAGCCAUUUAAGUUAAGUUGUCUGGGGGUCGCCAAGGGGGCUCAGUCGGUUAAGCAUCUGACUUCAGCUCAGGUCAUCAUCUCAGCCAUUCAUGAGUUCGAGUCCUGCAUUGGGCUCUGUGCUGACAGCUCAGAGCCUGCUUCUGAUUCUGUGUCUCCCUCUCUCUCUGCCCCUCCCCCACUCACACUCUUUCUCUCAAAAAUACAUAAACAUUUAAAAAAAUUAAAUAAAAUUGCCUGGGUAUAUAACAACAGGGACUUCUAGGGACUAUGGCAAACCACAGAGUUCAUGGCCAAGGGAGACAACCUUUACUGGGAAGAAAUUUAAGCCCACUAUUGUCAGAUCUUCCAACAUGUUGAGAGAAGUUGGGAAUCUGGGCGUUUAUGUGCAAAUUUCUGAUUUUCAAAAAUGUUGCACAGACCAAAUAAAAUCCAGGCCAGCAGCUUGUUAUUUUCAAGUUAAUUUUAGAGUGCCAUAUGCAGCAGACACACAACACACUAGACUUGAGAAACUCAGCCCAAUAAAUUCAGGAAAAGAUAUUAUGUCUCUCAUUUGGAGUGCCAAUAAUAUGAACCCACAGGAAUGUUUUUCCAAGGACCUUACUCAGCAAACACACUGAACUCCUGAGGAUUAUUUUGCAAUCUCUAGAAUAUCUUCCAGUUUUUCUUGGUGACUUUAGAUUCUGCCCACUCCAUGCCUGAUGCCAUUUGAGUUACCACAGUCUUCCAGCUUGACUAUAAAUUAUACAUUCCACACUGGUAUGUUUUUUCUUUACAAGGUAGAAAAUAACAUUUCACAAUUUUAUACAUAACAUUCAUUUUUAUUUAACAGCUACCUUCAUUAGAUAUUCAUUGAAAAGAGGUUCAUUGUAAGCAACAACUAGGUGGGGGGGGGAGGAGUUGGGUGUCUAGAAUCUUCUAUACCAAACUUCCAAUACACAUGAAGUAUAACAAUCACUUUGUUUCAGUCAACCACACACACAAAAGUAAACUGUAGGCACAUCCGAAUGGGAAAGAGAAAACGUAAUGAUAAAUGCAAAUGAAAAAAGGGGAAGGUAUCAACUAGCAGAGUGGUUCAAUCCAAACUUAUUAAAGAUCCUUGAGUGGUUUCUCCUCCUCCACCUUGGCAGGUGUAAGCCCCAUGGUUUACGCUUCAUUUCCAGAGAGUAGUAUCUCCACCAUCUCCCUUCCUACGGGAGAAGAAAGGCUGAUUGGAAAAUGUUUUGUUUUCAUGAUGUCACUAACUUGCAAAAUGGUCUCAGCCUUGUAGUUGUAUUUAUAGAUAGGUGUGCUGCAGGCCACUUUUCUGGAAAUGGUAGGAAGAUAUUGCCCUGAGUAUAACCUUUUGUUUAAAACUGAGGUUUCCUAUUAGCUUGGCCAAAUGUGAUUAUGUUGACUUGGUUAUAUUAGCAUUGUUUCAAUACUUCAAAGAAGCUUUUUAAAAAUCAGCCCAAGAAUAUUAAGAAACAUGACUCAGCCAGGUCAGUGGGAGUGGCACCAAGUUAAUGAAACAAGGAGGCUGGGAAACCCUGAUAGCUGAGAUGGGGGCUAAGUGAGACCAUCUAGGAGACAGCCAGGGUGUCCUGUGAUCCAGAGUCUCAGGUCUAGUAAGCAGUGGAAACCAGGGCCCUAGGGAGAGAGAGAGAGACAAGGCAUGGAUGGCACUGUGCCCUCCCCUCCCCAACUCAUUUUAAUAUGGAAG
Messenger RNA from Panthera uncia (snow leopard), 19740 nucleotides. RefSeq names its product aquaporin 9 (gene AQP9). NCBI's taxonomy places the organism in Eukaryota, Metazoa, Chordata, Mammalia, Carnivora, Felidae. Gene Ontology annotation, molecular function: urea transmembrane transporter activity; glycerol channel activity; water channel activity. The record is from RefSeq and is a predicted model, not a curated record. The transcript is spliced from 6 exons. The coding region runs from base 413 to 1300 and encodes 295 amino acids. Gene Ontology annotation, cellular component: plasma membrane; basolateral plasma membrane. Gene Ontology annotation, biological process: glycerol transmembrane transport; water transport.